GGGAGCAGAAUAGAGGAAGAGAAUAGAGGAAGAGAGAGCACAAAAGGGGAAGAGGGAGAAAGCAGCAAGGAGUUCAGCUGCGGCUACUGAAGAGAAAGGGUAGAAAGACUGAAAUCCACAAAGAGAGAGAGAAAUAUAGGAGGUGAAGGAAAAGUGCUUUGACUACUUGAAGUCCCAGUGACACACACCAGGACCUGAGGAGGAAUUUGUUCCAUGGACGGCAGCCGUCGGCUGAGGAGGCAGACGAGAAGGAGCGAAGAAGGGGAAGGGGAAGGGGAUGAGGAGAGCUCUCUCUUUCUCUCUCUGGAAAGAAGGGAGACUGGCCUUCACAACAACUUAUCCUUUCUCCACCUCCGUCUGCUGAACUGAAUCACAGGGAACGAAAGAGAGAGCCCCUCAGACACUCACACACCCACACUAGUACACUAAGGAUCGUUCCCCCAUCCACACACACACAGUUUUGACUGAGCCAUCAUGGGGACAGUGAGCGAACUUUGCGCGUCCAGUUUACAAGCCUUCCUGCGUCCUGCGGUGACUCCUCCAGUGCCAGACGACCUUACCCCUGAGGAGCAGCAUGAGCUGGAAAACAUCCGCCGCCGCAAGCAAGAGCUGCUGGAAGACAUUCAGCGUCUGAAGAAUGAGAUAGCAGAAGUGACCAGUGAGAUCGAGAACCUGGGUUCCACAGAGGAGAGGAAAAACAUGCAGAGGAAUAAACAAGUGGCCAUGGGCCGAAAGAAAUUCAACAUGGACCCUAAAAAGGGAAUUAAGUUCCUGAUUGAGAACGACCUGCUUAAGCACACCAGCGAUGACAUCGCCCAGUUCCUGUACAAGGGGGAGGGGCUAAACAAGACAGCCAUCGGAGACUACCUUGGGGAGAGAGAUGAGUUCAACCUCCAGGUCCUCCAUGACUUUGUGGAGCUCCAUGAAUUCACCGACCUGAACCUGGUCCAGGCCCUGAGACAGUUCCUGUGGAGCUUCCGGCUGCCUGGCGAGGCCCAGAAGAUCGACCGCAUGAUGGAGGCUUUCGCCCAGAGAUACUGCCAGUGCAACCCUGGCGUCUUCCAGUCCACAGACACCUGUUACAUCCUGUCAUUUGCCAUCAUCAUGCUGAACACCAGCCUCCACAACCCCAACGUGAAGGACAAGCCAGCGGUGGAGCGCUUCAUCUCUAUGAACAGAGGAAUCAACGAUGGAGGAGACCUUCCAGAGGACCUGCUCAGGAACCUGUAUGACAGCAUUAAGAACGAGCCCUUCAAAAUCCCUGAGGACGACGGGAACGAUCUCACACACACCUUCUUUAACCCAGACCGGGAGGGCUGGCUGCUUAAACUGGGGGGACGCGUCAAGACCUGGAAGAGAAGAUGGUUCAUUCUCACGGACAACUGUCUGUAUUACUUUGAGUACACCACUGACAAAGAGCCCAGAGGGAUCAUUCCACUGGAGAACCUCAGCAUCCGGGAGGUGGAGGACAAGAAGCCUAACUGCUUUGAGCUCUUCAUCCCAGAGAACAAGGACCAGGUGAUCAAGGCCUGUAAGACGGAGGCGGACGGCAGAGUGGUGGAGGGGAACCACACCUUCUACAGGAUCUCUGCUCCCACCACCGAGGAGAAGGAUGAGUGGAUGAACAGCAUCAAAGCUGCCAUCAGCAGGGAUCCCUUCUAUGAGAUGCUGGCCACCCGCAAGAAGAAGGUCUCCUCCAUGAAGAGACACUAGAGCUGCUCAGGACUCCUCCUCUUCCCCUCGUUGAGAGAGUUUGGACCCAUCCUGCUGAGACCCUGAGACUUAUGUUUUCAGGCCUGGGGAUGGAGUUGGGGCUGCAGACUGGGGGCUGGGGCCUCUGGCCUCGGUCAGCAUUUCUCUGGGAUAGGCUCUAGCUUUGGGAUUCUACAGGCUGACCAACAGGACAGGGUGCAUGCUGGGUAGCUGAGUUUUUUUUCAGAACCAGGAGCCAAAGCCUCCCCCUCCUCCUCUUCCCCCUGCUCCUCUUCCCCCUGCUGCUGUCUCUGUGUCUGAAUGCUCUCCAUCUCUCUCUCAACUCUUUGCUGUGUGUAUUUUGGGAGGAAGGGGUCUAUCGCUUUCUGGGUAAAAUGGAUCCCCUCCCUCAAAAAGACAUGUGCACACACACCCAUAUUGUCACACACACCAAUGUCGUACACUGAAGUCAUACACACACACACACACACACACACACACACACACACACACACACACACACACACACACACACACACACACACACACACCUCAUCUAAACUCAGCAGGUCUGAUGGAGUUGUGGCAUCCCAACCAAAAUAUUCUUACUAGCUUUCAAAAAGAAAGGUGAGAUGCUUUUCUGUAUGUGUUAAUAUGAUGGGCAACGUGUGUUUGUAAAGCUUACUACUGUAUAUAUUUCCCUCAGAAUCUUCAGCUUUUGGGUUUCAGUUUUAGUUUUUGAUAAUGUUUUUAGAAAGACUGAGUGGGAAUGGGUUAUAUUGCCAACCGACGAUUUUUUGGAAACGAGAAUAAACUUUUUUGAAGUCUUUCUGUCAAAGUUGCCUCUCAGGAGAUUGUUACUUGGCUCUGGAUCGGUCUGUAUCAGGAUAAACUUAGACUCUGUCCAAACUGUCACUCAGUAACUGAAGGAAGAGUUCAUUUACAAUGAGUUUUUAAAAUUAACAUCAUUAAAUGAACAUGUUUGCCAUUUCAUUUGCCGUUUAUAUGCACAUAAUCGGUGACAAUAAUUGAACUUUGACAGUUGUAUUCCUCCAUAGCUGUUUGCCCCUGACUCUUUGUUGUUCAUAUGUAUCCCCAGUUGUUUGACAGCAGUUUAUAGGUGCUAACUUUGUUGUAAAAACACACUUCAAAACACGGUUGUUAAACACAGUGUCGUGUUCAUUAGGCACCGAAACGGAAGAACGGGGACUGAAACAGGUGGGGACUACUUUGACUUGUCCAAUAAGAUGUGUUCAUUUUGGUUUCCCAUUGCAAAACGUUUUCUGUUGUGUGCCCUAAAGAACACUACCCUGAUGAGUGGUUUGCACAUGGUCUUAGUGUGGGAUUAUGGGCUAGGGCUCAGCUAUCGCUCUUCAUUUCCUGUUGGACUUGGAGGUCCAUUCAGGGGACUAGAGAGUCUGUCGGAGAGAGUGUCUGUGUGUCUGUCAGUCAGUACGGGGCGCAACUCAGGGGCUCACAGAGAUUUGGGGUGUCUGGAAACUAUUGUCCUCAUCUGCCCCAUCCCUCUAUUCUGUCCUCUCUCUCUUUUCUUCUCUCUUUCCUUGUCUUCCACUCAUCUCUUUUUUCCUCUCCUAUAUCUCGCUAACUGUAACAUUCACACAAGAUCAUUUAACAAUAAUAACAUUUUAUGGUGUACAACUGACUAGGUAUCCCCCUUUCCCUAUAUCCUAUUUCCUAUUCAUUGUCAUUGUCUACCUGACACUCCCAAUGAAAUGUGUCCUGUCAUGCUGCUGGUUAGCUAAUUCACAAAGACAAUCUUUCUAAGUGGAGCUGGUUAUUUUUACCUCUUAAAUGCAACAAAGAUGCCCUCACCUAUCUUUUUAUCCUAUAGGAGCACUCUUAAAUGUCCUUCCUUAUUUGUAGAUACAGUAUAAAAUGCUAGAACAAUCCAGGUUUCACCUUCUUCAACCCACACUCACCAUCCUAAAGCAUUGGAAUAGCUCUCUCAAUUUCAAAUAGCUGUUGCAUCCUUUACUGUACGAGCUGUUGCAUCCUUUACUGUACUAGGAAUACAGUAAUAAUACCCGUAAGACAAACAACGCCCAGGAAUACAGUAAUAAUACCUGUAAGACAAACAACGCCCAGGAAUACAGUAAUAAUACCUGUAAGACAAACAACGCCCAGGAAUACAGUAAUAAUACCUGUAAGACAAACAACGCCCAGGAAUACAGUAAUAAUACCUGUAAGACAAAACAACGCCCAGGAAUACAGUAAUAAUACCUGUAAGACAAAACAACGCCCAGGAAUACAGUAAUAAUACCCGUAAGACAAACAACGCCUAGGAAUACAGUAAUAAUACCUGUAAGACAAAACAACGCCCAGGAAUACAGUAAUAAUACCUGUAAGACAAACCAAGCCUGGGCAGUGGACUGUCCGUUCCUGGAAUUGGAACACCCUGGAAUGUUUGUUGGAUUGGAUUUGAGACAAAACACAGCUGUUGAUCAGGAAUGUGCCACUACGCUCCAUAGUGGUGGAACUACUCUGAUCAGGAAUGUACCACUACGCUUCAUAGUGGUGGAACUACCCUGAUCAGGAAUGUACCACUACGCUUCAUAGUGGUGGAACUACUCUGAUCAGGAAUGUACCACUACGCUCCAUAGUGGUGGAACUACUCUGAUCAGGAAUGUACCACUACGCUUCAUAGUGGUGGAACUACUCUGAUCAGGAAUGUACCACUACGCUCCAUAGUGGUGAACUACUCUGAUCAGGAAUGUACCACUACGCUCCAUAGUGGUGAACUACUCUGAUCAGGAAUGUACCACUACGCUCCAUAGUGGUGAACUACUCUGAUCAGGAAUGUACCACUACGCUCCAUAGUGGUGGAACUACUCUGAUCAGGAAUGUACCACUACGCUCCAUAGUGGUGAACUACUCUGAUCAGGAAUGUACCACUACGCUCCAUAGUGGUGAACUACUCUGAUCAGGAAUGUACCACUACGCUCCAUAGUGGUGAACUACUCUGAUCAGGAAUGUACCACUACGCUCCAUAGUGGUGAACUACUCUGAUCAGGAAUGUACCACUACGCUCCAUAGUGGUGAACUACUCUGAUCAGGAAUGUACCACUACGCUCCAUAGUGGUGACCUACUCUGAUCAGGAAUGUACCACUACGCUCCAUAGUGGUGAACUACUCUGAUCAGGAAUGUACCACUACGCUCCAUAGUGGUGAACUACUCUGAUCAAGAAUGUACCACUACGCUCCAUAGUGGUGAACUACUCUCCCAGUGCAAGACCUCUUAAGUCAGCUUUGGUAUACAUUAUUUGUUUUUAAAGCGGAAUCGUACAUGGCAUCACAAUUGCAUCCAGCAAAUGCAGCUUUAUUUGUGCAUAAAACCUUCUCUACUCUGUGAUCAGUGCCUGGCUAUCUGUUAUUCAUGUUUUUCCUCAUUUAUGGAGGCAAAUUCAUGCCAAAAAUAAAGAACCAUUGAUAUUGACAAAUUAGUCAUCAGUAUUAGUUUUAUUUCAAUAUUGUUUUUUUGCCAAUAAUCUGCUUCCAUAGCACAUAGCCCUGUUUCCCUGAUUAGUUUAUCCUAGCCUCGUCUCAGCAGACUGCUUAUAGAGAUGACAAGGAAACAGUAAAUAAAACAAUCAUUCAUCUAGACAGAAUUUGGUUACUGGUUAUUUAUCAAGGUUGUAUAUACUUAUACUUAAAUGUAUAGUGGAUAUAUCUGUUUUUCCAUGUUAUUUUGGAGUUUUAAUGUAGCAAUAUGAUGUUAUUAUUAGCCAUUUUUCUUUUUGUUUCAUAGUGUUUGAUUUGAGGUUUCUAUCAUUGCCAUGUAAUCAAAAGCUGAAAUAAAGUAAAGACCAACUUGUCA
This is a messenger RNA of Salmo salar (Atlantic salmon), 5527 nucleotides long. RefSeq names its product cytohesin-1. The record is from RefSeq and is a predicted model, not a curated record. Gene Ontology annotation, molecular function: guanyl-nucleotide exchange factor activity. Gene Ontology annotation, biological process: regulation of ARF protein signal transduction. NCBI's taxonomy places the organism in Eukaryota, Metazoa, Chordata, Actinopteri, Salmoniformes, Salmonidae.